Gymnodraco acuticeps is the source of this 6342-nucleotide messenger RNA. It is a transcript of the gene klf12b, whose product is annotated as Kruppel-like factor 12b. The transcript is spliced from 6 exons. Bases 1304 to 2392 code for a protein of 362 amino acids. The record is from RefSeq and is a predicted model, not a curated record. NCBI's taxonomy places the organism in Eukaryota, Metazoa, Chordata, Actinopteri, Perciformes, Bathydraconidae. Gene Ontology annotation, biological process: regulation of transcription by RNA polymerase II. Gene Ontology annotation, molecular function: RNA polymerase II cis-regulatory region sequence-specific DNA binding; DNA-binding transcription factor activity, RNA polymerase II-specific.
GUUUUCAUCAUGAACAAUAUAAAGUAGUACCAAGUAGUUUCCCCCCGUCAGCAUCAAGCUGCUAUACUGUCUCUCUCAUUCCGUCAAUGGCUCAACCCCCCACCCCCGACACGGUCCAAGGGCUUAUGAUAGAGAUCAGUGCAGGUGGGGGGACUCAAUUAAAAAGCCAAUCACCAACAGAUAGACUACAUCCGUCCAUCAACACUACUCUGCCCAGCCCAUUUAAUUGCGCUGCAGGAUUCCCCACCAAAGGCAUCAUCUGUCUGCUACACAUCACAACACAAAUUGGGUGCGCGUUGACAGAUUGAAUCUUUCAGGCAGAAGCGCUGCGCUGUAGUAUGUGCAAUCUAACAACACUGUCUUAUUCAGGGAGAUGUGAAACUCCCUGUAUUACCCCUAAUCAGCCGGGUUAACUGCUGCCAUAUUGACGGACUGCUGGAUCAUUGAUCCAGGUGGGUGUUACGGAGUGUAUCGUCAUUGAUUGCAGAUAGACCGCAGUGCACUGGAUUCAUUUGGGUCUCUGACUGUAAGCCGAAGCCAAAGAGGAGUGAGUUGGGUUUUAUUGGUCGGUUGUGCUCAAGGUGCAUUGUGGGAUAUCCUGUGGCCUCUGGUCAGGGAGUUGGUGUUGCGUCAAACACAGAUUUUCAGCCACAGGAGACUAUUAUAUAGGCAAAGACCCUGAAACACAAUGACACACACUGCAAUGCUCUUACAAUAGACUAGCAUGUCAAGGGCAUGCGUAUACAAUGUGUGAGACAGACGGCACCCAAAUAGACGGGUGACUUUGUUUAUUGAUAGAUGUACCUGAGCAAAAGUCAUAAGGACAAAAAGGUUACAGACCGAGAGGGUUAAACAGCUUAACAUUUUUGCAGUUAUUGUGCUGGUAAUCCAUUCUGUUAGCGUUUGUGGUGACGUUGAAGUGCCUGUGCGUGAAAUAAGACAAAUAUUAAUAGGCGAUGGAUGUGAGCUGAACUCCCCAAGGCUGUUAUUGCACCAUGUCAGAAGAUGACAAAAUGUUCUCUCCCUUUGCGAUUUCUCAUGUGGAUUCAACCUUUGACCCCAGUGUCCAGCCCACGUUUGUUUACCAAAAUUGAGUUAAGGGUGUACAUGGAGUGCUAGAGCAUGUGUGUUUUGUGACUCUGCACGAGAGAGAGGGAGAGAGAGAGAAGAGUAGGGAAAGUAUUGUGCAACUGCCAGUGCGUCUGAAGCUUAUCGUCUAAGUAUUGAACACAGACAGAACGAAAAACAAUUGGAAAAUGCGUGAUUACAGCUCGUCAAACAUCACGGCAGCCUAAGAAACAGGAUGUUAAUGCUUGACGGAAUGCCUGCAGUGCGAGUCAAAUCUGAGCCCCUGGACUCGGAACAAGGGUCACCUAAAGUGCGCCCUUACUCUGUGAUGGACGGCGUCCCCUUCUUCCUCAGCAGAGUUAAAUCUGAACCUCCAGAAGACCUGCUCGCUCACGACCUGCACUUCCACACACAGACCGAGCCUGUCGACCUGUCAAUCAACAAACCCCGCCCCUCCUCUCUAUCCACCACCCCUAGCACCACCUCAUCAUCUUCCCCUCUCAGAUACGCUUUCUCCCCGUCUUCUUUAUCGUCGUCAUCCUCCUCCUCCUCCUCGUCUCCAUCGGUGAUCACCUCAGCCUCGUCGCUGCUCACGCCGGGCCCUCUGGUCACCCCCGGCAGCGGGGUCAGAGGUCAGCCGUAUUUGCACAUCCUGCACUCUGUGCCGCAGCCUCCAUCCAGCCCUCUGAGCCUGCAGGGAGCAGGGAAGCUGGUCAGCCAUGUUCACCGCAUCCCUGUUGUGGUGCAGUCGCUGCCCCUCAUGUACACCACUGCCAUUCGAUCGCCCUCCAGACUCAACAACGCCAUCAUGCUACCUCUACUGGAGGAGGUGAAGAGACAGGGCAAAGCACACACAGACCACAACGGCCUGUCGCCAAGGCAGAUCAAGAGUGACAGUGACGACGACGACCUGCCAAACGUGACCUUGGACAGUGUUAAUGAGACCGGCUCCACUGCGCUGUCUAUAGCCCGCGCCGUACAAGAUUCCAUGUCCCCGUUCUGUAUUGAAAGCAUACGACGCCCCCGGAGGUCAGAGUCACCAGAUUCAAAAAAGAGAAGAAUUCACAGAUGUGACUUUGAGGGCUGCAAUAAGGUGUACACCAAAAGCUCCCACUUAAAAGCACACCGGAGGACGCAUACAGGGGAAAAGCCAUACAAAUGCACCUGGGACGGCUGCACGUGGAAGUUUGCCCGCUCUGAUGAGCUGACGAGGCAUUACAGAAAACACACAGGGGUGAAGCCCUUUAAGUGCGCAGACUGUGACCGCAGCUUCUCCAGAUCCGACCACUUGGCCCUGCACCGGCGGAGACACAUGCUGGUGUGAAUCAGACGGAGAGAGAUAAAGAGGAAUGGAAAGAGAGAGAAAAGAGAUCAACAACAGGCACACACAAACAGGCAGCCGGGGGAGCCGGAUCUCCCUAUGAAUGUUUUACAGCUGGCCUGGACGCACACAUGUACACAUACAUACGCACACACACACACACACACACACACACACACACACACACACAAACACUCUCUCAUCCGUCAUGAGGAGAGAAGAAGAAGAAGCACAGAGCUUGUGGAGCACAAAACAGGGUCACUUCUGGAUCCUCUCCGGGUUGGAAGGAAAAGACGGCAGAUCUAUUAUUGUUGAUCUUUGGAGUAUAAUACGGAACUGUCUUUUACAGCACUGUUUGUAAAUGUCUCACUUUGAUUUUUAAAGAAGAACUCGCACUCUUUAUUUGGACGAAAAAAAUAUAUAAUGCAAGUGCGGCGGUCUCUUUUUCGUAUCUUUCCUUUCAUUAUUCUUCAAACAGCUGCUUUUCCAGCGUUCAUAAUGUGAAAGACCCCAUUGUUUGGAGUGGAUUUCCUGUGCGAGCAGAAAGGAGUUAGGCCUGGACCGGAUCACAGGAAAGGACUUGGGCCUAGUUGGAGUUACAGGCAGUAUUGUUGCACCGUGCCUCCCUGUGAGUCAGAUUUGUGACCAGCAGAGGGUGUCCUUUCAUCACGGAUGGUUUUUUCUUCGCUUGCUGGAGCUGUUUUAUCUGAGGCUUUCUAUAUGGAAGCUAAAAGAGGGCUGGACUUUCACCUGUCUCAUUGCCAGCUAACAGUAAAUGACUUCAAAAGCCACAAUAUGAAUGGAUCAACCUCCUCAACACAUCUACUUUCAUAGAUUUUAAUUACUUAAUUCGAAACAGUAAUAACUGGACACUCAUGUCAUCACACCAGCAAAGAAACACACCGUUUAUGACCUGCUCACAGGGCCGGACCACCCCAAAUCUCAUCAGUGCUACUCUUUAUGUUGAGCCUCUUGAAAGCAUUUCUUUAAAAAAAAAUCUUUGGUGGAAUUUGUGCUGUGAUUAGCAAUCAGUAAAGUGCAAUCUUUAAGGAUAAAUAUACUUUUAGUAUGACAACUUUUUGUUUAUUGAAUCUUACUUCUUUUUUUGUAUGCCUGCUUAUUGCUUAUGUUUGACUCAGAAUAAUACAACCCCUCAUGUACAGUGAACUUGAAACAAUCAGAGGAGAUUUCCAGUAUGUGAAAAAAAAAAACAGAGGCACCUUACAGACUCACGCUUUCAUUCUGUCCCGAUUGAUCUUGUUUUUUUAUUAUUCAGCUCUGUUUUCUCAGCUGGGUUUGACAGUGAAAGGAACUUGCGUUGUGGUUUUGCACAGCGGCACUUGACCAUAAGCUGAAACUGACACAGGAGCAGUGUUACAGGGAUAGUGUGCUACCUGAUGUACAAUACAGGUGGGCAAUACAUUACUGAACAAAGUGAUGAGAAGGAACGGCAACCUCCUCUUUGUUCUUUUUGCUGAUGUCAAUAUCGGAGGAGAAGUUUCUAACUGGGCCAACUCUUCUCUCUGUACCACGACUCCCUCCGUUUGAUUGGUCCCUAGCUCCAGCACAAGGCUCUAAUCUGACGUGUCUACGUUAGUGAGUUACUCCCAAUCAUUUAGUUUGUCUCGAAUACAGAAAAUCACUUGAAAUGUUCUCACCUCAGACCAGAUAUAUGUUUUCUGAUUUACCUGAGAUUUGGCUAUAACAAAUGCUGAAAAAUGGGGGGAAUUCACAUGCAUACUUAAAAACAUAAAUACAAUAUGCUUGUAAAAUACUUCUACAUUUUAGAUGCGGUUACUGGCAGUACUCUCUUCGAGAACAUCACUUAACUUUAAUCAGGACAUUAAAUUAAAGAGUUUUUUUAUAGUCAUAAUAACAGAUAUUUCUGCAAGUAUUUCCAAUUCUCUUAAUGCUGUGUAUGACCUGCAGACAUAAACUCAAAGCAUCAGGCCAUCCCAUAAUAUUUGAUAGUGCUGCUAAAUGCAUUCAUUGGACCGAAGCCAGUAAAAAGAAAUGGCAACCCUUCUGAUAAUAGCACCUUGAAAACACACACACUCACACACAUUUAAACACACACUUUGCAUUGAACAUCCUCACCUUCAGUGAAGUAGCUAAAUCCAGGAAGUCAUUUCCACACAUGCACCAAAUGUAUGUGACCCCGUCUGAUGUAACGAAGAAUGGUAAUGUAAGUUAUCAUUAUUUAUAUAUAUUAUUUGCGCACAUGUCAUUAUGCCCAGUUGUAUUAUCAUUUUGGCAAAAAAGCAUAUCAGCACCUUGUUUGUUUAAUAGUAUGAUUUUCAAAUUAUUUUAUUUCAGAUGUCAAUUUAUAAACAAAUAGUCAUCAUCAUAUUUUAUCCUCCAUAUAAUGUAUAAGAAACAUUUUAUUGUCGAGGGGCACUUCAUCUUUGCAUAUAACUCUUUUUCUUCUGUAAAAAGGAUCUUUUGAAAUGUUGUAAUAUAUGUGAUAGUGAAGAUAACACUUAUUACAAAGUUCUACAGCCUGUAUAUACAUUGGAAAAAUAGGGCUUUUGAUUAGUAGAUGCAGGAGAUACAUUUAUACAUGUAAAGUCUUUUUUUCAGAGACUGUAAUUUAUCUAAUUUGAUAUACAGUGAAAUGGGGCUUAUUGUAUCCAUCGUGUAAAUGAUCAUAUGUGAUGUUAUAGAACGGUUUGCUUUCUUUGGUUUGUGGUUUAAUAAGUUCAUGAUCAAAUCAUUUUUAUUCCCAAGGCUGAACCAGUGUUUGCUUUUAACAACAAAUUAUUUAUAUACAUUGACCGUAAUAAGGUACUCGAUUCCCUAUGUUGCUAUUUUGCUAUACCCGGACAAGAAAUUCUAUGAUCAAGCACAUAUCAACACGUCUCGUAUUCAGUGUAUGACGAUGAUUGCCUUAAAACUCGAUUAAAUUAGACUUGAACAUGGACAGGACGAUCUAGGUCCACAGGACAGGGUGUGUUAUAUUUCCCUUCAGCAUCUCUUUCCUCAUUUUAAAGCAUAAUUUUGUAACGGUUACCAGGGUCAAAGUUAUGCAAUAAUAAUGAAUAGUGCCUCAUAUUGCAAACUUGUAAUAUCAAACGCUCUGGGCAGAGUUUGGAUUUUAACAUGCGUGCUCAAAUUAAUAACUAUCUAAUGGGAAACCAUACAUUUUUAAAACAAAAGCACAGACAACAUUAUGCAAGUCGGACCUUUAACAUUUAACUUUUAUUUUUCGCACUGAGCCUUAUGCCAUUGUGUCAAAUGCAGCAUCUUCCCAUAACACUUUCACAGGCUGUUUAUAGCUCACGUUAUUACUUUGCUUGCAAUAAGUCACUUCCUCUAAGGGGAAAAAACGGAGUUACAAAGGCCUCUAUGUUUCAUCCCAUGAAUUCAUCAUGGAGGAUAAUGAGGAGUCUUGUGGCUGGAUGAGGGCUGUAAAGCAACGCCUUUGUUAAUGAAUACUGAUCUUACACGUCUCUAUCAGUUCAAUAUCUAUUUUACUUUCUGUGUAACAUCUGCUUUUGAUUUCUUGGUUUUAAAAAUGUAAGUAGUGAAGCCAAUGCCUAUGUUUCAAGUUUGCUGAUAUUACGUACAGUAAUCGUUGUUCCUGUAUUUAUGUAAAGUGAGUGUAGUGUAAAUAUAUUCAGAUCUUUUCAUUCUUACCGUGAAAAAAAAAAAAAAUUGUGAUAUUGCUCAGCAUCGCUUAAAAAGGGAGAUUCUGCUCAUGGAAUUCCACAAAUGUAAAAGAAAUUUUUAAUCCUGAUAUUUUUCAAAAAUUCAAGAACAGGUGUCCUUUUUUUUCUGUUACGAUUUUCUUUUCUCCAAGAGUUGUUUAAGUAUCCAGUCAGUGUUUUGCCUUUUUCUCUGUAUUUUUCAUAUGGAUGGAGCUGUGAAAUUAAAAUAAGUUCAAACAUAUACAUGUAUAUUAAUAUGAAUGGAGGCAUGAAGGUUAAUAAAGUUGCAUUUUGUAUGUAACACAC